AUGCUCACCGCGCUGUGGCUUCUCAGCCUCACCUCGGGGGCCGUGUGGACCCAGACUCUGAUCACAUGUCCCCGGGACAGGCUGUGCCGGCGGGCGCUGCUGUCGGGCAACGACGUGGUCCUCCAGUGUGACGGCCACGGAGCCCAGUGGUACUUCACGUCCGUGGGGGGGGAGCAGCUGGCCCUGCUGAGCCCCCUGUCCCAUUUCAACCCUCUCCCGGGGGGAAGCCUGCAAUUAAAGAACCCCCAGACGUUCCACUCGGGUCUCUACCAUUGCCAGCGAGGGGAGGGGACCCCGGUGGUGGAAUACGAGAUCGAUUUCCAAGACGCCAGCAGCCUUCACGUCACCCACAAAAACCUGGGGCAGAAACCUCUCUGCAACAAAACCGUGGUGCUGGACGAGCCGGUGGAGAUCUUCACGCAGUGGGGGCCCUGGCAGGACUGCAAUCGGUGCCAGGAGCCCGGCGAGCGCAAGCGCCUGGGGUACUGCUACGUGAAGGGCCCCGCGGAGCCCCCCACGGCCUGCGGGCUGUACCUGGGGAACAGGAAGAUGUCCCCCCGCCGGGCGCAGCCCGAGCUGCAGGUGGAGGCCUGCCACACGCCCUGCUUCUUCCCCAGGGAAACGCACCAGCCGUUCUUCGUUUUCGACAUUUACCCUCUGGGCAGACUGACCUCGAGCCUGUGGCUCAGUUGCCCUCUGGCGUCCAUCUACAGGCCUGUGAGCUGGGAGAUGGACAGCCGCCCCGUGACAUGGCAGAGCCAGCUGUCUGGCCAAAAUAACCACACCUUCCUGUCCCCCGCCACUGGCAGCGAGCAGCUGCAGAUUUUCCACAUGGCCACCUACAAGUGCUUCGUGGAGCAGGAACUCGUGGCCCAGUUCAAUCCAGUCAGUCCAGAGAGGCUGGAGGCCCGGAGGCCGGGGCGGGAGGCCGGGCCGUGGAGGCUGGGCCAGGCGGAGGCCCUGGCCGGGCAGGCCGAUGCUGUCCUCCAGGGGCUGAAGCUGGCCCUGGGCGCGGGCACCAUCCUGGCUUUACUGGCUCUGAUGUUCAAGGUCCUGCGCCCCGCUCAGCGCCGGAGAAGCAAUCCAGCCGUGCUGGUGACAUAA
Perognathus longimembris pacificus (Pacific pocket mouse) is the source of this 1104-nucleotide messenger RNA. RefSeq names its product family with sequence similarity 187 member B (gene Fam187b). NCBI's taxonomy places the organism in Eukaryota, Metazoa, Chordata, Mammalia, Rodentia, Heteromyidae. The transcript has 2 exons. Bases 1 to 1104 code for a protein of 367 amino acids. The record is from RefSeq and is a predicted model, not a curated record.